UACAUCCUCCUUGCCAGGUGGUGUCUUGGUCACCAACUGUCUACUUACCCUUGCUGAGAAACCCUCACAAAAGCUUCCAGUGGUCCUGCGAAAUGAAAGUAAGCAUGACAUAGUUAUCCCUGCGAAAAGUGUCAUUGCUGAAAUGCAUGCUAUUCAAGAGAUCAUACCAAACAGUCAGAUCACAGAGCAGUCUAAACAGACUCCCAGCUCAAACCCUGCUGAGCUUAACCUUAACUUUGCUGAUUCUCCAGUCCCUGCUGAAUGGAAAGAACGAAUCACACAAAAGUUAAGUGCUAUGUCGGAGGUUUUCGCACUACACGAUACAGACUUUGGUUGCACUAACAAAGUAAAGCACCAAAUCAAACUGAGCGAUGAAACCCCCUUUAAACACAGACCUCGCCCCGUACGACCACAAGAUCUUGAUGCCGUACGGAGGCAUUUGCUGGAGCUAAGCGAUGCAGGUGUCAUUCGUGAAUCCGAGUCGCCAUUUUCCUCACCGAUAGUGGUGGUAAGGAAGAAAAAUGGAGACGUAAGACUUUGUGUAGAUUACCGCAAGUUGAAUCUGAACACCAUCAAAGACGCCUACGCGCUUCCUAAUUUGGAAGAAGCGUUCUCCGCCUUGACAGGAUCGAAGUGGUUCUCGGUCCUUGACCUCAAAAGCGGGUACUACCAGAUCGAAGUGGAUGAGGCAGAUAAGCACAAAACAGCCUUCGUAUGUCCGAUGGGGUUCUUCGAGUUCAACAGGAUGCCCCAAGGCAUAACAAACGCUCCCAGCACAUUUCAAAGGCUGAUGGAGAAAUGUAUGGGCGACAUCAACCUUAAGGAAGUCCUGGUCUACCUAGACGACCUUAUAGUUUACUCCGAAACCCUCGAACAACAUGAGACCCGCCUUCUCCACGUGCUUAAUCGUCUCAAAGAAUACGGUCUGAAGCUAUCGCCUGAAAAAUGUAUGUUUUUUCAGACGUCAGUUCGGUACUUAGGGCACAUUGUCUCCCAAAACGGUGUAGAAACAGACCCCGAAAAAGUAGCAGCGUUAAAAACAUGGCCAAGUCCCAAGAACUUGAAAGAACUCCGCUCCUUCUUAGGGUUUGCGGGGUAUUACAGACGGUUUAUUAAGGACUUUUCUAAGAUCGUAAAACCCCUUACCAACCUAACUGCUGGAUACCCCCCACUGCGGAAAAGCAAUGGCUCUAAGUCCAACUACAUCCAAUACUUUCAGCCAAAAGCUCCUUUUGGGGAGAGAUGGACAGAGAGUUGUCAGAAAGCGUUUGAGGCGAUUAUAGACAAAUUGACUUCUGCCCCAAUUUUAGGCUUUGCCAACCCCAAGUUGCCUUACGUAUUGCACACAGAUGCAAGCACAACUGGGUUAGGGGCAGCUCUUUAUCAAGAGCAGGAGGGAGAGUUGCGAGUAAUUGCAUACGCAAGUAGAGGACUAUCGAAAAGCGAAAGCCGUUAUCCUGCUCAUAAGCUUGAGUUUCUUGCCCUCAAAUGGGCUGUAACGGAAAAGUUUUGCGAUUACUUAUAUGGCAGUCCUUUCACAGUAAUAACUGACAGUAACCCUCUAACUUACAUUUUGACCACCGCUAAGUUAGAUGCGACGAGCUAUCGCUGGUUGUCCGCCCUGUCCUCUUUCGAGUUCCAGCUUAGGUACAGAGCAGGCAAACAAAACAUGGACGCAGAUGGCCUGUCUCGUCGUCCGCAUCUCGAGCCAUUAAAUGACCUUGUCUCUCUGAAGGAACAGGAGCGGAUCCGUCAGUUUGUGCAACACCACUUGCCUGGCACCGAUCCUUUCACUCACGUUCCCUCUCAAGCUGUCAGUGCAAUCUGUGAGAAACAUCUAGUCCUCCAGUCUCUUGACACAGACCAUGCUCUCGCCUGCCCACUCGUGACAUCUCUGUCUAUGUCCGUUGAUGCUGUUCCCGACAGUUUCGACCAGUGUGAUGCUUUUCCUGUCAUUCCAAGCUUGUCAGAAGAAGAGUUAAGACAAAGUCAAAGAAACGAUCCUGCUAUCAAUGAAAUCAUACACCAGCUUGAAACAGGUGAAACAUCUCCUCCUACUGUACGCAACGAGAUCCCACAACUUAGCAUCCUUCUGCGUGAGUUAAACAAACUUGAGUUGCAGAAUGGGAUUUUGUACAGAAAAAGGCAAGUAGAUGAAGAGGCCCAGUACCAGCUGGUUCUUCCUGAAAGUCUAAGACCUAUGGUGUUCAAAAGCCUUCACGAUGACAUGGGUCAUUUUGGUCUUGACCGGACCCUUGAUUUAGCCAGAACCAGAUUUUUCUGGCCAAAAAUGGCCUCAGACAUAGAACAAAGGAUCAAAAGCUGCAGCAGGUGUGUUUGCAGAAAGACCCUGCCAGAGAGGGCGGCGCCCCUAGUAAACAUUCAAGUCACCAGACCUCUAGAGUUGGUGUGUAUUGAUUUCUUGACAAUUGAACCAGAUCGCAGCAACACUAAAGAUGUCUUAGUUAUUACAGAUUUCUUUACGAAGUAUGCUGUAGCCAUGACUACUCCCAACCAAAAGGCUAAAACUGUAGCCAAGGCCCUGUGGGAAAACUUUAUAAUCCACUACGGUUUUCCCGAGAAGUUGCAUAGCGAUCAGGGAGCAGACUUUGAGUCAAAAACGAUCAAAGAGUUAUGCGACCUAGCUGGAAUUCAAAAAGUCAGAACUUCACCCUACCAUCCCAGGGGAAACCCUGUGGAGAGGUUUAAUAGAACCCUGCUAAACAUGUUGGGUACACUCAAAGACGAAGACAAGAAACAUUGGCGUGACUUUGUUAAGCCACUUGUUCACGCGUAUAACUGCACCAAACAUGAAAGUACAGGAUUUACGCCGUACGAGUUAAUGUUUGGCAGGCAGCCUAGGUUACCCAUUGAUCUUGCCUUCAAUGUCCCCCUGAACCAUCGCCAGCAGCAAUCUCACUCACAGUAUGUUAAAGCCCUCAAAUCUCACCUUCAGGAGAGCUACCAACUGGCUACCAAAAAUGUCAGCAAAGUUGCUGAACGUAACAAAACCAGAUAUGACAAACAUGUAACUGAAUCUGUCCUAGGUGUUGGAGAUCGCGUGCUUGUAAGGAAUGUUCGGAUUAGGGGAAAAAACAAAUUGGCUGAUAAGUGGGAGUCCAUCGUCCACGUGGUUGUAAGUCAAAAGGACAACCUCCCAGUGUACACAGUCAAACCUGAGCAUCACCAUGGUCCCACUAGAACUCUCCACAGAGACCUUUUGUUACCCUGUGGGUUUUUGCCAUCUGCCCCUGAAAAUCCUCCAGCAGUCCAAGUAAAGCCUCAUCGGCCAAGCACACGUCAACACCCAACAACUGAUCCUGAUGAACCUGAACUUGAAUACCACUCUGAGGAGGAUAACUACCCUCUGUAUUACCCUCCACCUCCUCCUAAGGAGAUCUCAAGGUCGAUUGAGGAAUACAAAGUAGUCUUUCCUCCCCAGGCUAAGUCAAACCAUGCUAAUGAGCAAACCAAAUCAGACAAUUCUCAAGUCUCAGAACAUGUGACAGUGCCUGAUAUUGCUCAAGAGCACAUGGACAUGACGGAAACUGUACACUUACCUGAUUGUGGAAACCUACCGGAUAUGGAAAACUUACCUGAAAAUGACAAAAUACCUGAAAUGGAAAACGUGCCUGAACCUGCAAAGGAAAGAGCUCAAAUGACUCAACAAAAUGAAAUGGACAAUGUAUCGGACUCAACGAAAACUAAUGAUGAGGAAGCAACUCAAACUCAGGUGAACGGACCUGAACCUGUAAACAAUGAAACUGAAAGAAAUGACCCUGAAGCAGAGCAAUCGGUCAGAAGAUCAUCCAGAGAGAGAACAAAGCCCAAGCACUUAACAUACCCUCAAUUAGGAAACCCUCUUGUUGGCAUAGUUCAAUCUUUGUUCCAAAGCUUAAGUGAAGCUGUGACAGGCUCCAUUGAAAUCCAUGAUAUCCAGGUAGUCUGAUCUAUGCAUUAUGCAAAGGGGCUUGCAUACAUUUAAGAGGGGAGGGUGUAACCCUGGUUAACAUAGUUGUCAAUAAACAAAAGCCUGUUAGUAAAAACAGUCAUAAGAAACAUAUUACAGGUGAUAAAUAGAACAUAAUGGUUAAGGAAAUUCAUUAAAAACAUCAGCAAUGAUAUAAUUCAUGGUAUAAGAUUUCAAUUGUGUUUAAAAACGUGUUAAAAGGUUAAAAACUUGCUAAUUCAUGGUGUUUCAUGUUAAUUAAGGUAAAAUGGCUAAAAUAUGUGUUCAGACUCUUAUUGUGAAAGGGUACGCUGCAGCGUGACUCCUGUGAUAGCCACACCCAAGCGGGUUGUUCCUUCUUUUUGAUGCUGGAGAGGGAGAAAUGCAGAUAGUCGUUGCAGAGCUGCUGCCUAAACGAGUGAAAAAUAUUAAAAAACAAGUCAGAAGUCUACAUAAAGCCAUUGUUGUACUCUGGAGAAUAUAUUUUUGUUUUUCCGACCUGUCUUUGCCUUGGUGACGUUGUGAACGUAACCGAACGGGACUUGGCCAUUAAGGUUUGGAUCGGGAAAUGCCGAGCUAGAAUCGGAGUUUGAUCCGCUGAGCGAGAAACAAGAUGGCGAGCCACCCAGGGACCCAUUGAACUGUACCGAGCAGGAAAAAGGAAACUGCCCCCUGCUGGACGUUGAACUCUUUCACUAAAAAAACUGGUAGGAUUAAUCCAUACACCUCUGCAAAAGAACAGUGGACUUUCAAAGCACUGGAUAAUCGUUCAGAGCAAUUCCAGGAUUUAUAGUUAAAGGACACAGAGACAAUUUUCUUUUGUUUAUUUGUUUGUUUAGGGGAUUUGUUCAGCCUUUUGCUGAAUUGUUUUCAGUUUUUACAUGUUUUGUAAUUUAUUUUGGACAACCAAUUUUAAUGCUGUAAUGGUGUUAAUGGAAAUGUAAAUAAUUUUGUUGGGUUAAAACAAAAUAAGGAAUGGUUGAAAUUUAAAGGUUGAACUUAGACCAAGAUUAAAUUAAAUCUUGGGCUUAAAAGAACUAAGCUUGAUUUAAAUAACACAGUGUUAAUUCAAAUAGGUCAAAGGAUAAACUUGAACUUAGAACUUGAAAUGAAUAAAACAAUAACCUAGGUUGAAAUUAACAUCCCUUUAAAGCCAAAUAAAAGGUUUUGAAAUAAAUAGGAUAAAUUAACAGAAAUUACUGAACUAAAAGGGAAAGAAAAUAUCUUGUUUCCUUAAAGGUGUGUUGAAUGUUUUAUGUAAUGUGUCUAUAACUGUCUUUUCUCUGUCUUUUUCAAAAUAACAAGCCGGCAAUUUAAACGUA
This is a messenger RNA of Oreochromis niloticus (Nile tilapia), 5271 nucleotides long. Its product is annotated as retrovirus-related Pol polyprotein from transposon opus. The transcript is spliced from 2 exons. NCBI's taxonomy places the organism in Eukaryota, Metazoa, Chordata, Actinopteri, Cichliformes, Cichlidae. The coding region runs from base 143 to 3949 and encodes 1268 amino acids. Gene Ontology annotation, molecular function: nucleic acid binding. The record is from RefSeq and is a predicted model, not a curated record. Gene Ontology annotation, biological process: DNA integration.